CCAUCGACCCAUGGUUGCUAAGGUUAUUUUCACGCCGCACAACAAACAUGCUCGUUGCCAUGCUCAUGUCUUUUCUGAACUGUGCUUAGUCCGUUGCACUCGCUUCUUGCUCACAUAUCCCGCUCGAAUUCACAUUGCUUAGGUUUUAAGCAUGUUUAAAAACACAUUUCAGAGUGGGUUUUUGUCGAUACUGUACAGCAUCGGAAGCAAACCACUUCAAAUCUGGGACAAGAAGGUUAGAAAUGGUCACAUCAAAAGGAUCACGGACAACGAUAUCCAGUCCUUCGUGCUCGAAAUACUGGGCACAAACGUCAGCACAACUUUCAUCACGUGCCCCGCCGAUCCUCGAAAGACGUUGGGCAUCCGACUUCCUUUUCUCAUCAUGAUUGUCAAGAAUAUGAAGAAAUAUUUCACAUUUGAAGUUCAGAUCUUGGAUGACAAGAAUGUUCGUCGGCGCUUCCGAGCAAGCAACUUCCAAAGCACAACGAGGGUAAAGCCCUUUAUCUGUACUAUGCCAAUGCGUUUGGAUGAAGGCUGGAACCAAAUUCAAUUCAACUUGGCCGACUUCACACGCCGCGCCUAUGGGACGAGCUAUGUGGAAACAUUGAGAGUACAGAUCCAUGCAAACUGCCGUAUCCGGCGAGUGUACUUUGCGGACCGCCUCUAUGAAGAUGAGCUGCCUGCAGAGUUCAAGCUGUACCUGCCAGUGCAAGCUAGAGCUAAAGUUUGAAGUUCUUUUCAAUGACCAUUACAGUCACAUCCUCAUGUACAGCUCUCAUUUCACCAUUUUUUUUUAAACACAUGUACGUUAGUACCUCUUGA
Molecule: messenger RNA, 822 nt
Organism: Rhipicephalus sanguineus (brown dog tick)
Lineage: Eukaryota; Metazoa; Arthropoda; Arachnida; Ixodida; Ixodidae
Product: cilia- and flagella-associated protein 20-like
Biological process (GO): positive regulation of cell motility; regulation of cilium beat frequency involved in ciliary motility; cilium assembly
Cellular component (GO): ciliary basal body; motile cilium
Source: RefSeq, a predicted model, not a curated record